This is a messenger RNA of Talaromyces amestolkiae, 4092 nucleotides long. RefSeq lists its product as uncharacterized. The record is from RefSeq and is a predicted model, not a curated record. Gene Ontology annotation, biological process: transmembrane transport. Gene Ontology annotation, molecular function: ATP hydrolysis activity; ABC-type transporter activity; ATP binding. Gene Ontology annotation, cellular component: membrane. The transcript has 3 exons. NCBI's taxonomy places the organism in Eukaryota, Fungi, Ascomycota, Eurotiomycetes, Eurotiales, Trichocomaceae. Bases 1 to 4092 code for a protein of 1363 amino acids.
AUGGACCCUGCUGGGAUCACCCCUGGUGAAGGGAUAGAACUAUCAAAAGUUACAACACAAUUGAGCGCCGAAGAGAAAACAUUGGCGGACUCCGAAAGGGAAAAGGGAGGAAGCGCACCGGUCUCGUCAUCCAGCAAUACAGCAUCGGACCAAAAGAAUGGCAAUAAAAAAUCAACUGGGGAAAAAGCUACAGCGGCAGGCGCGGAAAUAUCACCAUCAGAGAGCGCCGAUUCUUCUGAGCUCAAUGCCGUGUUGAAAGAGCUCCCGGAAGAUGAGAGACGUAUUAUUCAGGCGCAGCUGCAUUCUCCAACCGUGCAGGUCAACUUUUUCAGCCUGUUCAGAUAUGCGACUGCUCAUGAUUUUAUGAUUAUCGCUAUCAGCAUCAUUUGUGCCAUUGCUGGAGGUGCUGCUCUGCCAUUGUUUACUAUCCUUUUCGGACAACUGGCAAGCGAUUUCCAAGGUGUCUAUCUAAAUACACUCGACUACGAAGACUUUCACCAUGAACUUGUCAAGAACGUACUUUACUUUGUCUACAUCGGGAUUGGCGAAUUCGUGACCAUCUAUAUCGCCACCGUCGGAUUCAUAUAUACCGGAGAGCACAUCACUCAAAAGAUCCGCCAAGCUUAUUUGCAAGCGAUCAUGAGGCAGAACAUUGGCUAUUUUGAUAAUAUUGGCGCUGGCGAGAUCACUACUCGUAUCACAGCCGACACCAAUCUUAUACAAGAUGGUAUUUCCGAAAAGGUGGCUUUGGUCAUUACAGCAUUGGCUACCUUUGUCACUGCAUUUGUUAUUGCAUACAUCAAGUACUGGAAACUGGCGCUCAUCUGCUCGUCGAGUAUAAUUGCUCUCACUUUGAUCAUGGGCGGCGGUUCGCGGUUCAUUAUCAAGUUCAGCAAACUGUCCUUGGAAAGCUACGCACAAGGAGGAACUUUGGCAGAGGAGGUUAUCAGCUCUAUUCGUACCGCUACAGCUUUUGGUACGCAGGAAAGACUCGCCAAGCAAUAUGACAAACACCUUGACAAGGCUGAGUAUUGGGGCAUCAAGCUGCAGAUGAUCUUUGCUGUCAUGCUAGGUGGAAUGUUCUGCAUCAUGUACUUGAAUACGGGUCUAGGGUUCUGGAUGGGUUCUCGCUUUAUCGUAGAUGGAGAAAUUGGAGUUGGUCAGGUCCUGACAGUGUUAAUGGCUACGAUCAUGUCGUCAUUCAGUCUGGGAAACGUUGCGCCCCAUGCUCAGGCUUUUACAAGCGCUGUUGCUGCUGCCGCUAAGAUUUACAGCACUAUCGAUCGAGUCUCUCCUCUUGAUCCGACUUCCGAAGAGGGGCGCAAGCUGGAUGGAGUUGAAGGCAGCAUUGAGCUGCGCAACGUGAGCCAUCGGUACCCUUCGCGACCAGAUGUGCCUGUUAUGAAAGAUGUCAGUCUGUUCAUUCCCGCUGGAAAGACUACUGCUUUGGUCGGUCCUUCGGGCUCAGGAAAGAGUACGAUUAUCGGCUUGGUUGAACGUUUCUACAAUCCAGUCCGUGGACAAGUUCUUCUAGACGGUCAAGACAUUCAAUCUCUUAAUCUUCGGUGGCUUCGCCAACAUAUCUCGCUCGUCAGCCAAGAACCGAUUCUUUUUGCCACGACUAUCUUUGAGAAUGUCAGAUACGGCUUKCUCGGUACUGAAUUCAUCAACGAGAGCGAAGAGAAAUUGCGAGAGCGCAUUGAACAGGCUUUGGAAAUGGCCAAUGCUCUUGAUUUUGUGAAUGCUCUCCCUGAAGGUAUACAUACUCAUGUUGGUGAGCGAGGUUUCCUGCUCUCUGGCGGUCAGAAACAACGUAUUGCUAUCGCCCGUGCUGUUGUCAGCGAUCCCAAGAUUCUUCUCCUCGAUGAAGCUACCUCAGCCCUUGACACCAAGUCUGAAGGAGUCGUCCAAGCAGCUUUGGACAAAGCUGCUGAAGGUCGAACAACAAUCGUUAUUGCACAUCGACUGUCCACAAUCAAGACAGCCCACAACAUUGUUGUGCUGGUGGAUGGCAGCAUCCAGGAACAAGGCACUCACGAUCAACUAUUAGACUCUCAAGGUGCUUACUACAGACUGGUGGAAGCACAACGCAUCAACGAAGCUAAAGAAGCCGGAGCUCUUUCAACGGAGGAUGCUGAAGAAGAAGCUGCCAUUGAAGAAGAGAAAGAAAUUGAGCGCACGACAUCCCGCAUCAGAAUGUCUCGCACACUGAGCUCCGUAGCGUCUGGGAUGAAAGCAGGCCUGGAAAAGGAGGUUACUCGCAGAUCAAUUUCCAGCAUCGUUCAGUCCAAGAAAGAGCAGAGCAAAGAAUCUCAUUACUCGCUGUGGACACUUAUCAAAUUCAUCUACUCAUUCAACAAGAAGGAAACUCCCUACAUGCUCGUCGGUUUUAUUUUUGCGUGUCUCGCAGGUGGUGCUCAGCCUACUCAAUCGGUCCUCUACUCCAAAUCUAUCAUUACUAUCUCACAACCCCCGAGCAAUUAUGGACAGUUGAAACAUGAUGCUAGCUUCUGGUCUCUCAUGUUCCUUAUGCUCGGUCUUGUUCAGCUUCUGGUACAUUCCACGCAAGGUAUUAUGUUUGCAUACAGCUCGGAGAAGCUGAUUCGCCGAGCACGUAGCCAGGCUUUCAGAACAAUGCUGCGUCAAGAUAUUAGUUUUUUCGAUAACGACGCGAAUAGCACCGGUGCCUUGACCUCAUUCCUAUCGACAGAGACAAAGCACUUGUCUGGAAUCAGUGGUGCCAAUCUCGGAACACUUCUCAAUGUGACGACGACUCUGGCCGCUUGCUGUGUUAUUGCUCUGGCUGUUGGUUGGAAGCUUGCCUUGGUCUGUAUAUCUACUAUUCCGGCAUUGCUGGCCUGUGGAUAUUGGCGUUUCUCCGUGCUUGCACAGUUCCAAGCUCGGUCGAAGAAAGCGUACGAGAACUCGGCUAGUUAUGCCUGCGAAGCUACCUCUGCCAUUCGCACUGUUGCCUCGUUGACUCGUGAAGAAGACGUUCUAGAUACUUAUCGAAAGCAAUUAGAAGCGCAGACAAGGAAGAGUCUAUUCUCGGUCGCACGCACAUCCAUACUGUAUGCCGCUUCUCAAGCUUUAUCAUUCUUCUGUAUGGCCUUGGGUUUCUGGUACGGUGGAGAACUCUUUGGGAAGCACCAGUACACCAUGUUUCAAUUCUUCCUUUGCUUUACGCAGGUCAUCUUUGGAGCACAAUCCGCCGGCAGUAUCUUUGCCUUUGCGCCUGAUAUGGGCAACUCCAAAAACGCCGCUGCUGACUUCAAGAAAUUGUUCGACCGUCGCCCAGCUAUUGAUGUUUGGUCAGAGGAUGGCCAGGCACUGGACACUGCCGAGGGCACAGUCGAGUUCCGAGACGUUCACUUCCGCUACCCAACUCGUCCCGAACAGCCUGUACUGCGGGGAUUGGAUCUGAUUGUCAAGCCGGGUCAAUACGUCGCUCUUGUCGGCGCCAGUGGAUGCGGAAAGAGUACGACUAUUGCUCUUUUGGAGCGAUUCUAUGACCCGAUUUCCGGUGGCGUGUACAUUGACGGUCAGAACAUUGCUAAUCUGAACGUCAACUCGUAUCGACAGCACUUGGCUCUGGUGAGUCAGGAACCGACUCUGUACCAAGGUACGGUCCGCGAGAAUAUUCUGCUAGGAAGCAAUGCGACGGAUAUAUCGGAGGAGACUAUCAUCAAUGCCUGCAAGAACGCCAACAUUUACGACUUCAUCUUAUCUUUGCCAGAUGGUUUCGACACAGUCGUCGGCAGCAAAGGAGGCAUGCUCUCCGGCGGUCAAAAACAGCGUGUCGCAAUCGCGCGCGCAUUACUCCGUGACCCCAAGAUUUUACUUCUUGACGAAGCCACAUCAGCCCUUGACUCUGAAUCUGAGAAGGUCGUACAGGCCGCGCUAGAUGCCGCUGCUCGUGGCCGAACCACGAUCGCGGUCGCGCACAGAUUGAGUACUAUUCAAAAGGCAGACAUCAUCUAUGUCUUUGACCAGGGCAGGAUUGUCGAGAGUGGAAAUCACCAGGAAUUGAUUCGGAAUAAGGGGAGAUAUUACGAGCUUGUGAAUUUGCAGAGUUUGGGCAAGACUCAUUAA